Messenger RNA from Aaosphaeria arxii CBS 175.79, 1146 nucleotides. RefSeq lists its product as uncharacterized. The transcript has a single exon. Bases 212 to 805 code for a protein of 197 amino acids. The record is from RefSeq and is a predicted model, not a curated record. NCBI's taxonomy places the organism in Eukaryota, Fungi, Ascomycota, Dothideomycetes, Pleosporales.
GACCAAAUGAACGUUCUCCAUCGUCUUCGGAGUACAUACUCGAAUUUAUCCAUGUAGCGCUGAUACUGUGUGAGUUGUGCGUUGGUGUACAAUAAAACCAACCCUGUCCCGCGCUCUCGCCAGUUCCAGAGUAGGCUGCGACCUACGACCACGACCACGGCCACUCCACACGCCUCGACAUAACUAGUUACCUGGGUAACAACAAGUUCCAAUGAACACUCGUACCGCAGCUAUCGCCGCGCUCGCCAUCACCAUCUUUGGUGCACUCUACUUCGUUACCACCGCUCCAGCAGGCAGUUCUUUCCACAUGUCUUCUUCAUCCUCUUCCAGCGCAACCACCGUGCCAGGUAUCGAAUUUAAGCUCUCACAGAUAUCGCGCUCUCCACCAUCAAUCCUCGUAACCCUGAAGAACCACAGCCCCUCUUCAACAUACACUUUGCUCAAAUGGGGCACACCUUUAGACCCUCUCGCCCAGAACUUGGGCGUAUUCAAACUCAACAACGCCGAUACAGGAGAGGAGGUUUCGAUUGACAUCAUCAAGAUCUCUAGGAAGAUGCCGCCGCCACGCGACGCUCUCGUGACUAUCAUGCCAGGCACGGAGGAGUCCACCGAAGUGAUAUUUGACAAGCCUUGGAUGCCGAACACAAAACCCGCGAAAUACAACGUAAGAGCAGAGGGACGAUUCAUGGGCAUCUGGGAAAAGAGUGCAGAUGAAGUGACCGACGACGAACUUGAUGAUUAUUCUGCCGGGCCGCUUAAUGGCCGUUUGUUCAAAACCGAGGAGGUCUUGAUGUUGGUUCAGUAGGAAGGUACUUUUAACUCGGCGCCAUCAUAAACCCCAUCAGCAAGGAUUAUGUGGGGAAAACGAAGCUGCGCGCCAGCUUGCUUACAUCUCUCGCUUGCACUUAAACAAGCCUCUUCAGAUCGUCAUAAACCAAAGAACCACAGCGGCGAUGAUAGUGUAUUGGCCAGUUUUUGUACUUUCUGUUCUUCCCCCCUGGUUUUUGUAGUGCAGCGUCACAGUCGUGACUGGGGCAGCUUGGGUAGGGGUCUUCCCUAUGUCUGUAAAUGCAUCUAAGGUCAUUGUUAAUGCGGCGUUUCUUUGGAACGCUCAACCUGAAUCCUACCUGUACGUGACGAAGCCGU